GAUGUUUAUUUGUUUUUCUUCUCUUCAGAGGACAAGGAAUUAGUCUAGAUGCAGUAAAUCACAGGAGAUGGAAGAAAGGAAAAUCAAGAGGAGGAGCCCCAAGUCAUCUACCAGUCACCCUGCUCAGGUUGCUAACUCCAAGAAAAGCUCAGUGCCAGUCAGUAAAAGUACAGCCUUUUCCAAUCCUGCCCCCCAGCCUGUGGUGCAGAAACCGAAGUUAAAACGAGCAAUAAAAGAGAAAGCCAAACCUCCAGGAGGGGAAGCAAAAGGGGCACAGGCAGCACCAAUCCAGCAUUCUUUUCUCACAGACGUAUCAGAUGUCCAGGAAAUGGAAAGGGGACUUCUGAGUCUCCUGAACGAUUUCCACUCGGGCAAACUUCAGGCGUUUGGAAACGAAUGUUCCAUCGAGCAGAUGGAGCACGUGCGGAGCAUGCAGGAGAAACUCGCUCGCCUCAAUCUGGAGCUCUAUGGGGAGCUGGAAGAACUCCCCGAAGAUAAAAGGAAACUCGCCAGUGACUCCAACCUGGACAGGCUGCUGUCAGAUCAAAGGAAGAGUUUAUGUGCCUAAAGUUUAAAGUCAACUGAUUAGCAAUCCUCUUCUGCAAAGAUGUUUCACAAGAAAAAGGGAACCACUAAAAAAUUCCAGUUGGAAAUUUUGGCCACAAACUCUGCAAAUUCAAGUCCAACAAAGGUCAUGGACACCCACAGAAAAUGGUGUGAGAGGCAGUGUCACAUUCGAGGAAAAAGUUUCUUUUUUUUUUUCUCUGUACUGAAAUUAAAAUACUUAAAUACAAAAGUGGACAAAU
Molecule: messenger RNA, 806 nt
Organism: Merops nubicus (carmine bee-eater)
Lineage: Eukaryota; Metazoa; Chordata; Aves; Coraciiformes; Meropidae
Gene: CCDC28A
Product: coiled-coil domain containing 28A
Exons: 5
Coding region: 68-568 (166 amino acids)
Source: RefSeq, a predicted model, not a curated record